Molecule: messenger RNA, 1793 nt
Organism: Salvia hispanica
Lineage: Eukaryota; Viridiplantae; Streptophyta; Magnoliopsida; Lamiales; Lamiaceae
Product: pectinesterase-like
Biological process (GO): cell wall modification
Molecular function (GO): enzyme inhibitor activity; pectinesterase activity
Source: RefSeq, a predicted model, not a curated record
AUGGGGUAUUGUAAUAACAAAGCAACGGUGGCGGCGAUCGCCACCUUCCUCCUCAUGGCGUCCACGGCGUCGGCCGCCGCCCAGAUCGACGCCAUGUGCGCGAACGCCGAGUACAAGGCGACGUGUGAAAAGACCCUCGCCAACGCCAACAACACCGAGCCCAAGGAGCUCCUCCUCUCCGCCUUCAACUCCACCAUCCGCAACCUCAAAACCGCCGUCCGCAAAUCCGCCCUCUACAAAGACGCGGCCGCGGAUCCCCGCACCAAGGGCGCCCUCGCCGUGUGCGAGCAAGUCCUCAACACCACCAUCGAGAACAUGCGGAGAUCCUUCAAGCAGGUCGACAAAAUUGACGUCAACCAAAUCGACGACUAUGUCGACGACGUCAAGGUCUGGCUCAGCGCCGGCCUCACCUGCAAGGACACCUGCGUCGACGCCUUUGAAAACACCACAGGGGAAACUGGGGAAAAGAUAAAGGACUUGCUGAAGACUUCUGGGGAGCUGCUGAGCAACGGCCUCGCGAUAGUCUCUGGCGUCUCCAAGCUUUUCGAGACGCUUGAUCUCGGAAAGCUGCUCAGUGGCUCCAAGAGGGUCCUUGGGGAGGGUGUCCCCGGGUUCCCCGGGUUUCUCGGCCAUCAUGCUAGGGGCCUACUUGGCGCUGCGCCGGGGACGUUCACGCCGAGCGCGAUAGUGGCGCAGGACGGGACUGGGAAAUACAAGACCAUUGCUGAAGCCAUUGCGGCCGCGCCAUUGAACAGUACUCAGUUGUUCAUUAUCCAAAUAAAGGCCGGAGUUUACAAGGAGGUCCUCAAGGUCCCUGGCGGUGCUAACAACGUCGUCUUCGUCGGAGAAGGCCCGACGAAGACUAUCAUAUCCGGCAAACAGUGCUUUACAGACGGCAUUCCAGCCUUCCAGACUGCAAUCCUUUCCAUUGAUGGUGAUGACUUCAUGGCGAAAGACAUCGGGAUCGAGAACACGGCCGGAGCCUCCGGGCGCCAGGCCGCGGCCGUGCGCGUCUCAGGGGACAAGGCCGUGUUCUACAACGUGCACAUGAGCAGCCACCAGAGCACCCUCUACGCCCACAUCUACCGCCAGUUCUACCGCGACUGCCGCAUCACAGGCACCAUGGACAUCAUCUGGGGCGACGCCGAGGCCGUCUUCCAGAACUGCAACAUCGCCGUGAAGCAGCCUCUCCCCGACCAAGACUGCACGGUCACCGCCCAGGCCCGCAACGACACCCGGGCGACGGGCGUGACCGUGCUCCAGAACUGCAGCAUCACGGUGGAGAGGGAAUUCUUCACCGUGAAGCCCCCGGCCAAGGCGUACCUGGGGCGGCCGAUGAAGGCGUACUCGAGGACGAUCGUGAUGGAGUCGAACAUCGAGGGCUUCAUCGCGCCCGAGGGGUGGACGGAGUGGAUGGGGACGUGGGGCCUCGACACGCUCUACUACGGCGAGUACAACAAUCGCGGGCAAGGCGCGGAUACGUCGAAAAGGGUGACGUGGAAGGGUAUUCAGAAGAUGACGCCGGAGCUGGCGGAAGGCUUCACUCCGGCCAAGGUCUACGCCGGCGAUGACAGCUGGGUGAAGAACACUGCAAUUCCUUAUGUUGGAGGAAUGGUCAACCCUAAGUGAUUAAUUAAUUUCAGUUUAGUGUGGCAUAUACUAGUAUAUUGCACUUUAUAAUAAGUGGGACAUCUUAAUACUAUGUUAUAGUAUUUCUUAUAUAUGAGACAGUCCAUUUACGGUUCGAUUCAAAACUAAUAUCGAAACCCAAUUGAAAUUUGGUUGAGUUUCAA